GUUCUAUUCUCUCUGGGUUUUCGCCUUUUUGAUUUUUCGUGGUCAGACGAGAGGCUUUGUCAACUUCUGGCCAACUCCACGAAGCUGAAGCUCUGUCCACGCUCGUGGUGAUUCAGCACCUAAUGUAUAUUUUUGAAUUGAGAGCACCAUUAUGCUGGCACUAUUUGAGAAAAUAAGCCACUUAGAAGAAGACGUAGCUGAUGAAGAUCGCACCAAUCUUUGAUCUCACUAUCCGGUUGGCCUACACAACACCUACAUGGGCAAGUCUAAGUUGUGGCGUCUUUGUACUCAUCACUCUUACGCUUUCAAUCUAUCUUCUCUUUGAGCACCUUUCAGCAUACAAGAAUCCUGAGGAACAAAAGUUUUUAAUUGGUGUCAUCCUCAUGGUUCCAUGCUAUGCAGUAGAAUCAUUAGUGUCAUUGGUGAACCCAUCAAUCAGCGUUGAUUGCGCAAUUUUACGGGAUUGUUACGAAUCUUUUGCCAUGUAUUGCUUUGGAAGAUACCUGGUGGCAUGUUUAGGCGGGGAAGAAAGGACAAUCGAGUUUAUGGAAAGACAAGGACGAGCAAGUUAUAAGACUCCUCUGUUAGUUGACAUCUCUGGAGAGGGAACUGUCACACAUCCUUUUCCAAUGAACUUAAUCUUAAAACCUUGGAAACUUGGUCAAGGGUUUUACCAACUUGUCAAAUUCGGAAUCGUUCAGUAUAUGAUUACCAAGUCUCUCAGUGCCAUUUUAGCAGUUAUCCUUGAAGCUUUUGGGAUAUACUGUGAUGGAGAAUUUAAGUGGGGAUGUGGGUAUCCUUAUAUUGCAGUGGUUCUAAAUUUUAGUCAAUCAUGGGCUUUGUACUGUCUAGUUCAGUUUUACACUGUUACAAAAGAUGAACUAGCUCAUAUAAAGCCAUUAUACAAGUUUCUGACUUUUAAGUCAAUUGUGUUCUUGACGUGGUGGCAAGGUGUGGCAAUUGCUCUUCUGUAUGCUCUUGGUUUGUUCAAAAGUCCUAUAGCUCAAGGCUUACAGUUUAAGUCAAGUGUCCAAGACUUCAUCAUUUGUAUCGAGAUGGGCAUUGCUUCAGUUGUUCACCUGUAUGUUUUCCCUGCAAAGCCUUAUGAACUGAUGGGAGAUCGCUUCCCUGGGAGUGUCUCAGUACUUGGAGACUAUGUAUCAGCUGACUGUCCUUUGGAUCCCGAUGAAGUAAGGGACAGUGAACGUCCGACAAAGCUACGCCUUCCCACUCCUGACAUUGAUGUUAGGAGCGGAAUGACCAUAAGAGAAAGUGUUCGGGAUGUUUUUAUCGGUGGUGGGGGAUAUAUUGUUAGCGAUGUGAAGUUUACAGUUACGCAGGCAGUUGAGCCUGUAGAGAAGGGGUUCACAAGGUUCAAUGAGAAGCUACACAAGAUCUCUCAAAACAUUAAGAAACAUGACAAGGAGAAAAGGAAAACAAAGGAUGACAGUUGUAUUUCCACAUCGUCACCUGUAGGGAAGGUCAUUCGUGGGAUAGAUGACCCUCUCUUGAAUGGAAGUAUGAGUGAUAGUGGUGUAUCAAGGGUAAAGAAGCAUCCCCGAAAAUCAGGUUAUACAAGUGCAGAAAGCGGUGGAGAGAGCAGCAGUGACCAAAGUUAUGGUGGAUAUCAGGUCAGGGGCCGUAGAUGGGUCACGAAAGAUUGACGGGAAGAGAUGAUCCCAGUUUUUUCAUCAAGAUUGGGAGAGGAAAGAUGUCUGCCCUUUGUCCUGUGAGAAAUUUUGGGGUUAUUUUUGCUGGAGGGUUAAAAUUUGUAAAUGUCUACGCAGAGAAAACAUUUUAUUUAGGUUGAUGUAAUUUAUACAGUAACCGAAAAAUGAUGUAACACCAUAUAUAUAUGAAGUUUAGAAGUUUACAUGAA
This is a messenger RNA of Argentina anserina (silverweed cinquefoil), 1879 nucleotides long. Its product is annotated as protein LAZ1. Bases 201 to 1664 code for a protein of 487 amino acids. Gene Ontology annotation, biological process: transport. Gene Ontology annotation, cellular component: membrane. The record is from RefSeq and is a predicted model, not a curated record. NCBI's taxonomy places the organism in Eukaryota, Viridiplantae, Streptophyta, Magnoliopsida, Rosales, Rosaceae. The transcript has 9 exons. Gene Ontology annotation, molecular function: transporter activity.